Branchiostoma floridae (Florida lancelet) is the source of this 462-nucleotide messenger RNA. Its product is annotated as lysozyme 1-like. The record is from RefSeq and is a predicted model, not a curated record. Gene Ontology annotation, molecular function: lysozyme activity. The transcript has 2 exons. The coding region runs from base 16 to 462 and encodes 148 amino acids. NCBI's taxonomy places the organism in Eukaryota, Metazoa, Chordata, Leptocardii, Amphioxiformes, Branchiostomatidae.
AGGAAGCGACCAACCAUGUCGAAAGCUCCCGUCAUCCUGUUGGCGUCCCUGAUUGGCUGCCUGUCCGUGGUGCAUGCCGGGUACGUGCCGGAUGCCUGUAUAAACUGUAUCUGCUACGUGGAGUCGGGCUGCCGCAUGCCGGACCCGAUCUGUCACAUGGACACCAAAUCUCUGCUAUGUGGGCCCUUCCGUCUGAGACACUCUCAUUGGCUGGACUCACUUCAAAAGGGAGGCCCACUCAUGAACGACUACCAGAGAUGCGCGGCAUCCUGGGCGUGCAGUAGACAGGCCCUGGAUGCCUACCUGCAGCUGUACGCCGUGUCGUCCAGGCUGGGUCACAGCCCUACGUGUCAGGACUUCGCACGCAUCCACCAUGAGGGGCCCAACGGCUUCAAGAGCGCGGCAACUAUCGAAUAUUGGGAAAAGGUGAAGAAGUGUCUGGAAAGAGGCCCCACACUGUAA